Molecule: messenger RNA, 7053 nt
Organism: Astyanax mexicanus (Mexican tetra)
Lineage: Eukaryota; Metazoa; Chordata; Actinopteri; Characiformes; Acestrorhamphidae
Gene: smchd1
Product: structural maintenance of chromosomes flexible hinge domain containing 1
Exons: 50
Coding region: 332-6496 (2054 amino acids)
Biological process (GO): double-strand break repair; chromosome organization
Cellular component (GO): chromosome
Molecular function (GO): protein binding; ATP binding
Source: RefSeq, a predicted model, not a curated record
CAUCUCAGCUUAUUUUAGUACUCGUGUAGUUGAUAUGGCUAGGUUGAACAAGAGACACAUUUGCUUUUUAUUUUAUUAGUUUUAUUCUUAUAUAUGCCCCUAACGUUGUUGUCAGUGCAAGUAGUUAGAGACUCCAGAUGAGAAUCUGGCAACCCUACCACUAGCAAACUAGCGCGUGGAGACUGACAACACUGUAGCUCCAGUGUAUCACAUGGUUCAGAGGUGUGGGAGGUGUAGGAAGCCUCCAGUACUCAACGCUGGGCACUGGAUGUUCAGCUAGCUAAGCUAAGCCAGUCAAUAACAGCCCGGAUAAGCGCCGCUGUCCGCUUGUAUGCCUGAGCGAGCAUGUCGGAAGCGGAGCGGUGACGCGUUUCUCUCUCAGUUUCGCUUUGGUGGAGCGGAGACAGAUAUCAGACCUGAGACAGAGGCAGCAGAAACAGCAGGGCAGAGGAACAUGGCGGACCUGGGGGCUCCCCGAGCUGAGCCCGAGCCUGACAACCGCUCGGUUUACAUCUACGACUGUCGCCCGGAGAGCAGAGAGUCCUCUGAGAGGGAGAUAGAGAUCAGCGGUAAAGACUUUACUCAGUUCCUUCAGGCUGUCCGCAAGGAGUUUUCUAUCACUCGAAAAGAUGCUUUUGUACUCACUACCACAGAUCGCAGGGAGAUCAAUAAAGACAUUUAUGGAGAACUUGCGAAUGGCAAAACAUUACACCUUCUACAGUCUGUGGAUCAAGAGCUGACCAAGGCAACUCAAGAGCGAAUUAAUUAUCUUCCACAUUACCACACCAUCGUGCAGAGUGGACAGUAUGAGUACUAUGCAAGUGAAGGACAGAAAGCACUACCCUACGCUUUUGCUGAGCUCAUUGAUAAUGCACUUUCCGCCACUUCACGUAAUCCUGGAGUCAGGAGGAUUGACAUCAGACUGUUGUUUGAUGAGUCUCAAGGUGGUCCAGCUGUAGUGGUGAUGGAUAAUGGUCGUGGGAUGACCUCUAAAGAGUUAAACAACUGGGCUGUUUAUCGCCUUUCUAAAUUCAAUCGAGAAAACAGCACUUUUCAGAGGUGCUUCUUCAGGUCAAGUCCAAAGGAAACUUUGAAUCCUGAGCCUCUGGCACAACCAGGAUGUGAGGAGUAUGGUGAUAGCGUGAAAGAGAACAGGAGUGAUCAUUCUGGAUAUGUGCGUCCCACUCCAGUACCACGCAGUCUCAACAGCGACAUCUCCUACUUUGGCGUCGGAGGCAAACAGGCCGUGUUUUAUAUCGGCCAGUCUGUACGGAUCAUCAGUAAGCCGGUCGGCUCUCCAGACGUACACGAGUUUGUCAUGUCUAAAGAAGACUUUGAGCGGAAAGAGAAAAACAAAGAGGAGAUUUAUUCAGGGAUAAUCCGCAACCGGAAGCCUGGGGACUGUUCUCAUGUGAAAGUAGAUGAAGAGCGGUUUUUGCAGUCUCUCAUUCUGGAGGAGGAAGGCAAGGACAGCUUCACCGCAAUAGUCAUAAACAGAAUCCAGCCAGAACAUGUUACCUACCUCAGAAAUGACUUCAUCUUGUGGACAAGAGAGUUGGCGCACAUCUAUCAUUACUACGUUCAUGGUAUCCAUGGAAAUGACUUAAAAAAUGAGAAGAAGGCAGAUUCUCCAUCAAACAUCGACAUACAGAUCUGUCUGCUCGAGCGUUCCCCUCGGUUACCAAAACUGAUCAAUCUGAGGGAAAUCGAUAAAGACAUGCAGACUCUUUAUAUAAACUCCAGUGUGGCAGAGUUUGAGUUUAAAGCCAGUAAAGGGAGCGACGCCAGAGUAGAGGGACUGAUCAGAUAUCAUCCAUUCCUGUAUGACAAAGAAACCUACCCAGAGGACCCAUACAACUCAACACCAGUUGCAGAAAAUGACGACGAUGACUGUUUUAUUUUUCAAGCUGAGGGACGAGGAAAAAGACCCAUUUUUGAGUGCUUCUGGAAUGGACGAUUAAUUCCUUAUUCUUCUGUCAAUGAGUUUGAGUGGUGUGCAAAACCCAAGAAAAUGUGUACAGUGCCUUUAGAAUGCUACAACAGAAUCUCAGGUGUUCUCUUCGCUAACGACUGUUUUCAAGUCAGCACCAAUAAACUCACAUUUAUGGAUCUGGAACUGCAGCUACGAGACAAAGAAACCAUCUUUACCAGAGUCCUUAACAGCCAGGAGCAGAGAGUGAAGAUCAGUCGAGAAUUCACGAUUUGGUUAAAAGAAUGUCAUGAACGAUUUGACAAACAGGUGAAGUUCAUUGGUUACCAUGGUACAACAACUCGCACAGAUGUCUCAUCUAAGCGGCAGCAGUCGCCAUGGGCUCGGUUCAAAGGCAUCCAUUGGGACGGCAAAGUCUACAAGGCUGGACAGCAAGUGAAAUCAGUGAAAACUCAACCUAUUCUGUUUGGCUCCAUAGUUCAGUUUCUGCUCUAUGGAGACCAUGAGGGGGACGUCUACGCCACUGGGGGACAUGUUCAGAUUGCACUGGAACCGCAGGAACUGUAUAAUGAGGUUCGAAUUAUUCCAAUAUCCAAGAUCGACAGACAGGCAACAGAUUCUGCCAUCAAGAAAAGCAUUGCUGAAGAACUGGCCAAGCUUCCUGAUCAGUUGAAGGUUUCAUGGCCAGAAGGAAACCCGUGGCCUGACAAGGCUGUUCGUCCAGCUGGCACUCCUUUAGGUCCAAUCCAAGUGCAUAUUCUGAAUAAGAAAGGAGAGACGAUGUCCCGGCUGCCGGUCUCCAACAUCAACGCCAAAAAACUCCUGAUGGAGCUGAAAGUCAUCUGGCACUCUCCUAAAGGGGAUGUCCAGACAAACUCUCACAUUUGCAUGCACUCCACCAAGUGGGAGUUCUGGUUCAAAGUAAUGGAAAACUUGAAUAAAUUGGGAAAGUACACACUUUGCUUGCAGACUUUGCUGAGUGAUAGUGAGUCAGCUAGUGAGUGGGCUGGGAAACGUCUGCCUCAGUAUGUGCUUCACUUCACUAUUAAAGAAAGCAGUGCAGCAUGCUUUGUAUUGCGCUCAGUUCCCACGUCAGUGCAGGUGGGCGUGCCCUUCUCUCUGAACCUGGAAUUUAAGGAUGAAUUUGAUCAUGUGACUCAGCCCCCAUCUGACAUCAAACCCCAGCUAGAGUGCAGUUCACUGCAGCUAAAUUACGAGCAGACAGCUUUGAAUGGAACUACAUUUACCGUACAAGACCUGAGAGCCAAGGGGAAAGUAACAAACCAGCUGGAGAAGGUUCACACGGUGAAAGUCAUCGUCCCAGGCCUCAAACAGGACUUCCAGUCUUUCCAGUUUAGUGUUCGUCCAGGUCCUCCACAACAACUGGUGGUUUUUCCUGAGAACGACAUCUCUAUAGAAAACGGAUCACCAGCAGGAUUUAAAGUGGAGGUUCACGAUGAGUUUCAGAACAUCACAACACAUUCCAAACUCAUCGUCCGCUGCCAGUUAUUAGGAGCCCCUGAUUUACCUGUGGAUACUGUUGACUGCAGUAAUACCGGCGCAGGGGUGCUGCUCGCAAAACCAGUUCAGCUGAAGAAUGUCACCACUGAGCAAGUCCUCACUGCCAAGUUUGGCAUUCCUAACCAGAAGGGAAUAUCUUGUGUGGAGCGGAGUCUGCGCGUGCUGCCCAGCACACGUGUCUUCCGUGUGGAGAUUUACAGGCAGGAUUCGGAUGAUGUCAUGUUGAUUCAGAAUCUGGAACGAAUCAACUGGACAGCAGGAGACACACUCGGGAGUCUGCGCUUCAGACUGUAUGAUGAAGGAGGCAGGCUGGUGCCUUUAACACACAAACUUGCACAUAAUGUAAAGGUGAACUGGACUGCAGGCGUAAGGACAGCAGAACUGGCUAAGGGAAGACUUCCAAAUGUUUCUGUUCCAACGAAAGUACAGAGAGAGCACUUCUAUCAGGUGUCUUUUACGGAUCAGCAGUCAGUUGAGACGUCCUUUUUCAUAAUCCCACGUCCAGAUGAACCUGACAAACUGAGGGUCACUCUCAGAGAGAACACUGUGAAAAUGGGAGAAACUCUAUCAGAAAAUAUCUCCGUUGAGGUGGUUGAUCAGUAUGGUAAUAAGACAGACACUCUGAAUGCUGAGAACAUGAAGACAGUCAGUGUUCACGCAGAUGACCUGGAUGUGUCCACCCUCAGUGUCGAUUGGCAGGAAAGCUCAGGCACUGUGUUGGUGAGUGGUGUGCGCUUCACUGGAGGCUCACCGGGUUCCAGGGAGUUGUGCUUCAAGUACCAAGAAUUUGAGGAGUUUGCCAGAGUAAAGGUCACUGCUGGACCCCCUGCUAAAAUCACGCUGGUGGAAGCUCCAGAAAUGCCGUUACAUGUGUUAAACGGACGAGGUCUGGACACUCCGUUCCUGCUACAGUUAUGUGACAAGUGGGAAAACCCUGUUCCAGAUCAGCGAGUUGUCAUAGCGAUCAAAACGCUUUCAACACAGCUCAAGGUUAAAUCAUCAGUGAUGUCCCGGCCGGUGGAUCCAGACGGAAAGGCUUGCUUCAAAUUGGAGAUGGUGACGGCACCAAAAGGAGAGCAUGAGCUGGAGUUCCGCGGAUCCUUCAGUAGAAACAGUAUUCCUGGUCCGGUGGUGAAGCUGAACGUGAUGCCUGAUCCCAACAACCCCGUCAAACUUACUGUGGAAUAUGAUAAUGAGGCCAUCUUAAUAGCAGGAGACUUUUUGCCAGAGUUUAAAGUGAUGGUGGUCUCUGAAGAAGGUGGUCCGGUGAAGAAUGUGAAUCCAGCCAGUCUGACCAUGCUGCUGUGGCAGGGUUUAGCCGCAGGAACCCGCCCUCCUCCUGAGGCAACAAAUUUUAAGUGCAGUCAACAGGAUUCGGACAUCUUUUACUUCAGAGACAAGGAGAUUCCAGAACAAGUAGGAAAAUACAUUGUGCAGUUUGUCUUCGUUGGAGAAAAAGUCAAGUUCCUCUGGAGCAGUCAGAUUGCUCUGAAGGUAGUUCAUGAUAAGCCAGUGAGGCUUGUUCCAGAGUCUUCUCCUGCAACCCCCGUGGUCUCUAACAGCGAUGCUGGUAAUCGCACACUUCUGGACAGUUUAUGUCUGAAGAUUAUGGACAAGUACAACAACCCUGCUGGUACGGGGAAAAAUGGGCAGGUGGUUGUAACAGUGAUCGGUGCUGCAGGAAGUAAAGCAAAAGAUCUUCCUCUGUUUGAGAAGAAGGCCAAAAGUGUAUCCUACAAACUCACAGAAGGAGAAGCCACCAUCACUGGCUUGGCACUGAUGGAGAACAGUCCUGGAUGUGAUGGAGCUGAGUACACACUGCAGUUCCAGCCGGUGAUCGAGGGACCUGGACCCAGUCCUACCAUCACACCGUUUACAUUACCUUUCAGGUUCUACAAUGAUGCAGAGAACCAGAAAGUCAUGGCUGAGAUGAGUAAAAAGAAAGAUCAGCUCUCUCACUCUAUUGUUCUGUACAAAGGCAUAUUAGACACCCACACGCAGCUGGCUUCUGAACUAGAAAGUCAGGUGCGCGAUGCAUCAAGCAGAGAGACUCAGUGCAAAUCAGAACUGAGCAAAAGUGGUAUAGAUGUUUCCAAAUUGCGAACUGUGUCAGCAGUUGACAGUUUGAUUGCUGAAAAGAAAGCAGAUAUGGAGAAGAUACAGAAUGCACCUCGCCGAAAAUGCACCAUGCCUGAUUCAUUUAAAGGCAGUCCAGAUGUGCUGGGAAAGAUAGCACACCUGGCACAGGUGGAGGAUGAUGAUGCAGCAAAGGUCAUCUCCUGGCAUAUUCUUGGUGACAUGGACUGUGUGGUUACAGUAACAACAGCUGCAGCAAAGAAAAUCUAUGAUGACACGCAAGGACGACAACAAGUCAUGCCCUUAGAGACAGUUUUCUGGAGACCAAAUACCAGGCCUCUGCCUCACAUCAGGAAUGAAGAACCUUUAUUUAAGCCGUUAGGAAACCCUGUGUUUGUCCGAGAUCUGCUCAUUUUUCCUGAGCAUGAAGAGAACUGCAACAAGGUUUUUUCAACUGUUGUUGGAGACACAAUAUUGGUGGAUGAUCUGGACUCUGCUAAUCAUUACCGUAAGGGGGUGGUGCAGAAUAAGGUGCAGUGUCCCACGCUGCUGACGCGUCAGGGUGAGCGGAUUCGUGGUAAUGGAAAGUUUGGGGGUCUGCAGAAUAAAGCUCCUCCAAUAGAGAAGUUGAGAGGACAGGUGUUUGGAGCACCUCUGCCUGAAGAAUAUCACACCAUAUCCAAACAGAUAGAGCUGCUGCAGCAGUACUCUGUGGCGGUACAGAAAGCGUCAGAGGUCCGAGCUGAUUUUGACGGUCACAUGCUUUACCUGAAGAGUCCGGAGAUGAAGCAGAAACAGCGGGAGCUUCAGGAUCAGGAGAAGACUCUAAAGGACAUCGAGAAGAAACUAGCCAGCACUCCUGUACGCAGUUCUCCUGUUUCAGUAGCCAAACGAAACCUCCUAGAGGAGCCUGAUGAGACCCUUCCUGCUAAAAGGAUUCGCCGUAAAAAAAGAAUCCUGGAUUCUUAGACAAUCGUCUCAGACCAGCCUGCAAAAUCAUCUCUAUGAAGUGUUUAUCUGAACAGCUGCAAAAAAAACUUCUUGUUUGGAUUUUGGAACAAAAGACUUUUUUUCUUGUAUGUUAAAAAGGGAUCACCAAUUUUUUAAAAGACUGUGAGGAUUUUCUGUCCCACUAAUACUACAUACAGUAGUUGCUUAAUUUCUAGCUUUUUUAUUUUAUUUUUUAUUAUUGCUUGCCUUUUAUAAAGAUAACUAUUAUCACAGAUUUCUAACGUAAAACAUUUUCUGUUUGUAUUUAAUAGAAAAGGCAGCUCAAAAGUUAUGGACUAUGUCCAGAAUGUGAUUUCUAUGUUUCUGUUAAAAAAUAUAAUGUGUUUGUUUUCUAUAAUUGUUAUCUCACAGCACUGUUUUUUAUUUUUUAAAUAUAUAUUUGUUAUCUUACAGCACUGUCUUUUUAUUCUUCAAAUAUAUAAUUGUUAUUUUACAGCACUCUCUUUUUAUCAUUUGAAUAUAUAAUUGUUAUUUUGCAGCUUUUUUAUCUCUGAAUAAGAUUUUUCUUAUAUCUG